GGGGGUCGGGCCGUGAGGUCGCCACGAGGGCGGGGGUCGCGGGCGCUUCCCCGGCCUCUAGGCUGGGCUGCCCGAGGAGCCCCCGGAGCCGCCUGGGGGCCUCCGCCGGCGCCGCCGCUGCCUAGCGGGUUUGACGGAGAUAGAUGAGGAGGCCGCCCCCGCGCGAGGGCUGCAGAGCGGCGGGUCCUAGCGCCGCCCGCCGCCCCCUGGCGGGCCGCCCCUGCAGCCCGCGGCCCGAGCGGCCUAGCCCUCCGAAGCGCGUCCGGGACGCCGAUGGCAGCGCGCGGCCUGGCUCAGGUCCUAGCUACCGCGUGUCUCAGUGCGAGCCUGUCCUGCCUGAGCUGCUGGGCCCCCGGUGGCCGCGGCUCGGCUCCUCUGCAGCUUCUGGGGCGAGGGCCGCCCUACAGUAGUUCAUUUUCAUCACAUUUGUUCCAUCAAAGCCCAGUCAUUAUGUCAGCUUCAAAUGGUGCUGAUGAAAAUUCCCACAACAAGGCUCGGACAUCACCUUAUCCAGGUUCAAAAGUUGAACGUAGUCAGGUACCCAAUGAGAAAGUGGGCUGGCUUGUUGAGUGGCAGGAGUAUAAUCCCGUGGAAUAUACUGCAGUCUCUGUCUUGGCUGGACCCAUGUGGGCAGAUCCACAGAUCAGUGAAAGAAAUUUUUCUCCAAAGUUUAAUGAAAAGGAUGGACAUGUUGAACGAAAGAGCCAGAAUGGCUUGUAUGAGAUUGAAAAUGGACGACCUAGAAAUCCAGCAGGUCGGACAGGACUGAUUGGCCGGGGACUUUUGGGACGUUGGGGCCCAAACCAUGCUGCAGAUCCCAUCAUUACUAGGUGGAAAAGGGACAGCAGUGGAAAUAAAGUCAUUCACCCUCAUUCUGGGAAAAAUAUCUUACAGUUUGUAGCAAUCAAAAGGAAAGACUGUGGAGAAUGGGCAAUCCCAGGGGGGAUGGUGGAUCCAGGAGAGAAAAUCAGUGCUACCUUAAAACGAGAGUUUGGUGAAGAAGCUAUGAACUCCUUACAGAAAUCCAGUGCUGAGAAGCAAGAGAUGGAGGAGCAGUUACACAAGCUCUUCAGCCAAGAACAUUUAGUGGUUUAUAAGGGAUAUGUGGAUGAUCCUCGAAACACUGAUAAUGCAUGGAUGGAGACAGAAGCUGUGAACUAUCAUGAUGAAACAGGUGAGACAAUGGAUAAUCUGGCUCUGGAAGCAGGAGAUGAUGCUGGGAAGGUGAAAUGGGUGGACAUCAGUGACAAGCUCAAGCUUUAUGCUAGUCAUUCCCAGUUCAUCAAACUUGUGGCUGAGAAGCGAGGAGCUCACUGGAGUGAGGACUCAGACCCGGGCUGCCAUGGAUGAUGGCUAAAGAAUCUCCAUGUAUAUUUCAGGUCUUCAAGUGAACAGUGGUGGAGGGCACGGAACGCAAAUUAGAGAGGGCAGGUCACCUAUUUGGAUGGUUGUUCUAUUCAUUUCUGAAAUUGUAUUUGAGUGUUUUUGGGUCAUGGGUAUGAUAGAAAAUAGAAUGGAAUGCUUAAAGAGAAGAAAAGCUUUCUAGCUAGGAGAAGAGGAAUAUAAAAAGUAGUCUUCUGUACAUGUUAUAUUUAGCCAUGGCUUAAACCAAAUUAAAUUACUGCUGCUUUUUGAAGACUUGCAGACCUAAAUAAAGACAUGACUGACUGAAUGAAUAUGUGCCUGAUGACCGUCUUCUCCACUUUCUUCCCAGCUGGGUUGGUUGGUUCUUUCCUGCCAUUCCUUCCCUCUUGCUGUUCUGCACUCGAAGCGUGGAGUGUUGCUGCUUCUUUUAGGACACUCUGCUCCAGAAGGAGCGACAUCAUUGGAGAGUCUCCUGUAAAGCCUAAUUCCUUUUGUAUCACCUACUUCAAAUUUAGCUUUGGGUGGCCAUGUGGAAGCUGCUUUUAAGAACUGAACAUUUUUGGGCAUUCUUGACUUUGAAAGGAUCAAUUUUAUGAAAAAAUUCUAGAUAUUCUUUUCAUGAAUGGUGAGAACCAGAGCUCACGUUGUUUCCAUUUUAGAAAAUUCAUCUCAAUAAAAACUUGUCUAGGAAUUGAGUAAUUUAAA
Trichosurus vulpecula (common brushtail) is the source of this 2070-nucleotide messenger RNA. RefSeq names its product nudix hydrolase 9 (gene NUDT9). Gene Ontology annotation, molecular function: ADP-ribose diphosphatase activity. The transcript has 8 exons. NCBI's taxonomy places the organism in Eukaryota, Metazoa, Chordata, Mammalia, Diprotodontia, Phalangeridae. The coding region runs from base 274 to 1350 and encodes 358 amino acids. Gene Ontology annotation, cellular component: mitochondrion. The record is from RefSeq and is a predicted model, not a curated record.